Molecule: messenger RNA, 2451 nt
Organism: Linderina pennispora
Lineage: Eukaryota; Fungi; Kickxellomycota; Kickxellomycetes; Kickxellales; Kickxellaceae
Product: NIC-domain-containing protein
Exons: 1
Biological process (GO): poly(A)+ mRNA export from nucleus; protein import into nucleus
Cellular component (GO): nuclear pore
Molecular function (GO): structural constituent of nuclear pore
Source: RefSeq, a predicted model, not a curated record
UCGCUGAACAACCUGCUGGAGGAGUCCAAGCGGCUCAAUGCACACCUGGCGUCGUCGGAAAUCCCGACCGUCCAGCGCGGAAUUGGCCUGCUCGAAUCUGAAUCGCGCAAGCUUGUUGCGCGUUCAGUGCGACAUGGACGCACCCUCGACCCGCGUGCCCAGUCGCUUCUAGCAAGCUCUGGCGUGGACACUGACGAGCUGAUGGAGAGCUCUGCCUCGGCCGCCUUGCUGAACGCGUUCGAACUGCUGCAGCCAAAGUACGAUGCCAAUGUCGAGAGCUUCCUGGCACAGCAGCAGGAGCAGUCGAUUAUCAGCGCCAUCGAGGAGAGCGAGCUGUCGACGCUGGAUGAUCUUGACCGCCAUAUGGUGUCGCACAUGCAGAGUGUGUGGGAGGACACGCAGAAGCGCCUGUUUGAGGAGCUGGGUCAGUACCAGGGUAUCGACCCGCACUCGAUGCUGGACGGCGCCCAGGGGUCAUCGGUGUUUGACUUGGGCGGCGUGGACAAGGUCGUGCAGCCGCGUGUGGCCCGCUAUGCCGAGGUCAUCAAGUCGCUCAACAACGCGCGCGUGGCGAGCAAGCCGUUUGACCUAGUUGCUGGCCUGGAGAAGGCGUCUUCGGAGAGCUUCCAAGAGCUCAGGAGCAAGCAGGUUGGGCAGACGUGGAGUCUGCUGGCGUCGUAUGCUGCAGGUAACCCAAGCGAUGUGGCUAGUGCUGCGUGCAAGUACUUGGAGAAGACGUUUGUGGAGCAUAUCGACAACGUCAUUGCCCAGUACCCACGCGAGGCUAACGUCGGUGGCGUACCCUCGGUCCACCGCAGAAUUGAAGGGUAUCUCAAGAUUCAUUUUGCUCGCAACUACGCACCAGAGUUUCUCGAGGCAUUUGAGAACCAGGCUAUCUGGGCGCAUAUGUACAUGCUCUAUCGCUGCGGCUAUGCAGAAGAGCUGCUCAAGUACGCAGUGGAUCUCGAGGACGUUAUUGUCGACAGCGACCCCGGAUUUGUCGCUCAUCUGAAGGCAUUCAUCAAAGGUGCAGCGCAGGUUCGCAGCUCUAUUGCUACUACCAACACAUCGCUCCAGGACCCCUACAAGGCCGCUCUAUACCGCGUUAUUGGCCGCGGUAACGUCCCAAAGAAGGCCACUAUCGAGGUGACGCAAACCACCGAGGACUACAUGUGGGCGCAUCUUGCCAUGGUGCGCGACUCUGCUAAGCUGGCUGAUGCGGGGCAACCGCGCAGCACGCUCGAGUCGCUCCAGGAGCUGGUACUCAAGUUUGGUCCCAGCCAUUUUGACUCGAAUGGCGCUAACCCGCUGCUCUACUUCCGUGUCCUGCUUCUGUGCGGCCUGUUUGCCCAUGCCAUCGACUACCUCGCGCGGGUCGAUCAGUACCAGGUCGAGGCUGUCCACACUGCCAUUGCACUGGCGAACAUGGGGCGACUCAGCGUGCCUGGUGGCGAUUCGGCAGGCACCUUUACCAACUUCCUGGUUGAUGAAGGCGGUCAAACCUCCCUCGACUUUACAAAGCUGGUUGUCCACUACGCUCGCGCCUUGCCGCCGACCAUGACUGAUGAUGCGGCUCAGUAUCUGCUGCUACUAACGCUCCCUGGUCUGGGCAAAGCCGAGCCUGCCCGUGGGCGGCAAAUCCGCCUGUGCCAGCAGGCGCUUAUCCAUGCGCUUUAUGAGAAUCGCCAGUACGCCCGCUACCUGGGUGACAUCAGUGCCGAUGGUAAGCACUUGCCUGGCUAUCUUGAGAAGUACCUGGUGCUGAUGGGGCUGCGUACCUCGGACCAGUUUUCGCAAACGAUCGUCAACAAGUUGGCUGACCACAGCCGUGAUGAAGGCCGACUCACGGAUACUGUUAUGCUCUAUAACCUCGCCAAGCGCCACAGCUCUGUGCUGAACGUGUUGAGCAAGCAGCUGGGCGAGGUCUUGUUCAUGCGCAGCAAUGGCCGCAAGAACGAGGCUGAUGCACUAGCUGACGUUGAGGGUGUUGCGCGUACAGUGCUACAAUAUUACAGGCAGCACGACAACAUUGCUCGCGACCUCGACACCAAUGCUGUCUCGACGUGCAACACGCUGCUCGAAAUCAUCGACUUUUUGCGGGCUCACGAGCGCGGCGCGUAUGAGCAGGCGCUGGAGUUUGUUGCGCACACGGGCCUGCUCCCGCUUUCCGGCGACAUUACCGAGGCCACUCAGCACGCCGACCGUAUCCGCACCCUGGACGACUCGAUCACCAAAAACUUCUCGCUGAUUCUGCUGGCGGCCAUGGACACGUUGCUCAACCUGUACUUGGGUCUGAAGGAAUCGGCGUUCCUGGACACUGUGAAGCAGUCGAAUAUGCUGAUACUGCGUCAAAAGGCGCGUGGCCUGAUGGUCUUUGCGGGCAUGAUCCAGUUCCGCAUGCCGUCUGACACCUAUGCCAAGCUUAACCGGAUGGACGUCUUUAUGAACUAA